This is a messenger RNA of Telopea speciosissima, 952 nucleotides long. RefSeq names its product ACD11 homolog protein-like. Gene Ontology annotation, biological process: intermembrane lipid transfer; ceramide transport. Gene Ontology annotation, cellular component: cytoplasm; membrane; cytosol. The transcript has 4 exons. Bases 64 to 732 code for a protein of 222 amino acids. The record is from RefSeq and is a predicted model, not a curated record. Gene Ontology annotation, molecular function: ceramide 1-phosphate transfer activity; ceramide 1-phosphate binding. Lineage: Eukaryota; Viridiplantae; Streptophyta; Magnoliopsida; Proteales; Proteaceae.
AAUCGACAAUCCUAAGAAUAAUGCAUAAAAAGGAAUCGGGAGUGGUCGGUUACUGAAUGAUUGAUGGAGGAGGAGGAAGACCAGCUGAGCAUCAGCAGUGCAAUGGAUGAGGAAGAGACGUUCGAGGACCCCGGAACGCCCCUUUCCGUCAUAGCAGAGGCAUUUGAGGAGCUCGCGAAGACCGUCUCCAUCAACUCCGAGGAUCUUCGCUUGGUUCCUUUCUGCGAUGCCUGUUCCCUUGUCUCCGUUCUCUUUGGGUGCCUCGGCUUCGCUUUCAAAUUUGCCGAAUUGGAGUACGUCGCCAAGGUGCGUGAUCUAGUAGAAGCAUCCAAGAUAUUUGACACUCUAAAAAGUAUUCUUGAACAUGAUAUUGAAAAUGAUACAGUGAGAACACCGGGGAGCCAUUCACGUAAUUUACGUAGAGUUAGACAGGGUCUUGACCUCAUCAGAGCUUUAUUUGAACAAUUCCUUACAUCUGAUGAUUGUUCUUUGAGGGAAGCAGCUUCAACAGCUUAUGAACGGGUCUGUGCCCCAUACCACACAUGGGCUGUCAGGACAGCAGUUUUUGCUGGAAUGUUUGCUCUUCCAGCAAGGCAGCAACUUAUAGAGCAGCUAAAUGAAACAGACCACUCAGUAGAGAAGGAAAUGAGAAGAUACAUUAAUGCCUCCCUCCCAGUAAUAGAAUUCAUCGAUAAGCUUUACAUCUCAAAGAAUAUAGACUUGGACUGGUGACCUGAACUGUUGUUGUUUAUCUCGUACUGUAGCAGCACUGAAGUCCACCUUUUGCAAUUUUGAAAGUGUGAUUAGGUGUAAGAAAGUCUGCAGCUUUUUCAAGGCAAAGUCAAACUCCACAGUAUAUAGCUCAUUAUUUUCCUCUGAUUCUGUGUUCUUUGGAUAUGUAAUACUAUUCUGGUUUGUGUGAACUUUGAAACGUUGGUGUUUGAUGCCAAGC